Molecule: messenger RNA, 444 nt
Organism: Amoebophrya sp. A25
Lineage: Eukaryota; Dinophyceae; Syndiniales; Amoebophryaceae
Source: the annotation of a GenBank genome assembly
UGCGUCGUCUUGGACAGCACACGAAAUGGCGGGACUUAUGCACAAAGCGCCGUCCAUGGUAUACCAAUACUGCCAGCUCUUGUUCUUCUAGCACGACUUGCAGUAACAAUUUAUAAUUAGAGCUCCACCUCUUGCUCUUGCAUGUCGUGCAUGUUGUGACAUUGUAAAUAUUCUAUCUUGCUCGCUGUCGCUGAGUGAUUCGGUGGUACUAACAAGCGCUAUCGUCUCUUGGUACAACUUAGGUACAUGACGUACUACCUGCCGAUGUAUUGUUGUGUUUUUGGCCUAUGGGUCGCAGAUCUGGAGCGCUGCUUGGACUUACGAGGGAUCCUGCCAGACAUCCGGCGCUCCGAUUAUUGGCGUUGGCUACUGACAAAGCACCGCGAAGGUGAACAAAGAAAACGAGAGACGCGAAUUCUUAAGGCAGCUUACCGAAAGGAGUGA